Messenger RNA from Balaenoptera acutorostrata (minke whale), 6014 nucleotides. RefSeq names its product nuclear envelope integral membrane protein 1 (gene NEMP1). Lineage: Eukaryota; Metazoa; Chordata; Mammalia; Artiodactyla; Balaenopteridae. The transcript has 9 exons. The record is from RefSeq and is a predicted model, not a curated record. The coding region runs from base 238 to 1425 and encodes 395 amino acids. Gene Ontology annotation, cellular component: nuclear envelope.
GUGCCGAGGGGUUAUAUUUAGAAAAGUGGGGAGUGUCCCCAGGGCGUGGGCCGUUAUUCUGAGGGGCGCGGGCGUGGUGCGGAGGAAGAAGCUUCAUCCUUGGCGAAUGGGCGCCGGCACUGAGGGACCAGGGCCCUGGGGCGGCCUGCGGGAGCUACCCAGAGUGGGGAGGAGCUUGAAGCCCUUUUGGCGGAGACGGGGAGGCCUGCACUGGCCGGAAUUGAUUUAAAUGUGGUCAUGCUUCAGGAAUCCAAAGUUUAUUAUAUGAAUACCAGUCAACAAUCCUGUUAUAAAAAUGUGCUGAUCCCAAAGUGGCAUGAUAUAUGGACACAGAUCCAGAUUCGGGUAAAUAGUUCCAAACUGGUCCGAGUCACCCAGGUGGAGAAUGAGGAGAAACUGAAGGAGCUAGAGCAGUUCAGUAUCUGGAACUUUUUUUCCUCCUUUUUGAAAGAGAAAUUGAAUGACACCUAUGUUAACGUGGGUCUGUACAGCACAAAAACCUGCCUCAAAGUUGAGAUUUUAGAGGAAGACACCAAGUACAGUGUCAUUGUGACCCGGAGAUUUGACCCCAAACUCUUCCUCAUUUUUCUCCUUGGACUUAUUCUAUUUUUUUGUGGUGACUUGCUGAGCAGAAGUCAAAUCUUCUACUAUUCCACUGGGAUGAGUGUGGGAAUUGUGGCCUCUUUACUAAUCAUCAUUUUUAUGCUGUCCAAGUUUAUGCCCAAGAAAAGUCCCAUUUACAUCAUCCUGGUAGGAGGCUGGUCCUUUUCUCUGUACCUCAUUCAGCUAGUUUUUAAAAAUUUACAGGAGAUCUGGAGAUGUUACUGGCAGUAUCUUUUAAGCUAUGUCCUUGCAGUUGGAUUCAUGAGUUUUGCAGUCUGUUACAAGUAUGGGCCCUUGGAGAAUGAACGAAGUAUCAACCUGCUGACUUGGACCUUGCAGCUGAUGGGCUUAUGUUUCAUGUAUUCCGGUAUCCAGAUACCACACAUUGCCCUUGCCAUUAUCAUCAUUGCACUGUGUACUAAGAGCCUGGAGUACCCUAUUCACUGGCUGUACAUCACCUACAGAAAGAUGUGUAAUGCAACAGAAAAGACUGUGCCCCCUCGUCUUCUGACAGAAGAAGAAUAUCGGAUACAAGGAGAGGUAGAGACCCGAAAGGCUUUAGAGAAGCUUAGAGAAUACUGCAACAGUCCAGACUGCUCGGCUUGGAAGACUGUUUCUCGAAUCCAGUCUCCAAAAAGAUUUGCUGACUUUGUGGAAGGAUCUUUCCACCUCACACCAAAUGAAGUUUCUGUCCAUGAGCAGGAGUAUGGGUUAGAGAGCAUUAUUGCCCAGGAUGAACUCUAUGAAGAAACAUUCUCUGAGGAGGAGGACUCAGAUUCUCGGUACCCCCCCAUCACACAACAGAACAGCUUGUUGACUUAGGUGGUCGUCAGUUAUUUUUAUGUGGAUUGGCUUGUUACCUCAAUGGUCCAGGUUGCAUGUGUUGCGCAAUUGCUUCUCAAAUCUUGGAAAUAGGGUGAGAUAGUGCUGAAAUUCUCCCGCUGAAAUUAGAGGCCUGAGUAGACCUCCCUCUGGAAAUGGUCUUGGUGGUCUCUGUGGGGUCCUGAGGAAGCAGAGUGGAUCAAGUAUUGACUGCUUCCCAACACGACCCAUUGGUUAAGUUCUCGGCCCACCUUUAUAUUUCCAAAGAAACUGGAUUGCCACAGCUAGCAUGGCAUUCCAGCUCCUCUUUGAAAGUUGAUUCAGUUGUGGCAUUUCAAACUCAGAAGUGAUAACUUAUAUGUGAAGUAAUGCUUUCAGACUAUAGGCUGCAUCUUUCAGAGACAAAUCCACAAAUCUGAGCCUCUUUUACUUCUGCUUUUAUUUCAGUGACUUUAGCAUAAUCCUUGUUUUAACUGUUUUAAGAGGAAAAUAGAUUAUUAUUUGUCUGUCUUGUUUUUUAAGUGAAUGCAUUUUAAAAAAAUGUGACAAACUCGUUCCAGAGCCAGCAAGUGCUCCAGAGUGACAAGCCCCAUAGGCCCCUACGUAUUUAUUAAUAUGGAUUAUCCAUUAAAGCCCAAGGAGUGUUGUGCUGAGCUUUGGAUUAGUUCUCACACCUAUGAUAUUCUAAGUCCUGCCUGCAGGCCUUUCUGUAGAUGAGGUCUGUUGGGGUUUUUAUUAUAUUUAACUUUCAAUUCUAUUUUAAAAAUAGGUUUGCAUUCUUCCCUUCUAAGUCCUUGUUGCCCCCUUUGCCCUUUCAGGAAGGGUCUAUUCCCUCACCUCUGAAGUAUGUACAUUUCAGUUUGUUUCAUUUCUUAUAUUCUCUUCCCUUUGGUUUAUAAUAGCAUUGUUUCUGCUGGUUAGGAGAAGUGAUCUUAUUUAGGGAACUUAAAUGCUUUUUAAGGUUCUCCAUUUUUCCUGUCAGUGGGUCACAUAUCUUUGAAUUGCUGUGGGAUCAAGAAACUAUCUCCUUUUCCUUUCCCUUCCUUUGUCUACCCAUUCUACCUAUUCUUUUCAGCCUUUCCAUACCACCUGUAUCCCUCCCCACCUGAAGUCUGGCUAAUUUGUGAGCCUGAAACUAUCUAUGAAGGUUCUUGAUACAAUAUACACGUUGUAGCUAUGUGGCUGCCGCAAUUUGCAUUGUCAGGAGAUAGACCUCCAGAUAAUCCUUAUGCCUCUGGGUGCUUGUUCAGCCAUCAGGAGCAGAUGCACUUUUCUAUGAACUUAUUGUACUUAUUUGCAAUUCCAUUUCUGACCAGAGGUUCAUGCUGCCUUUUAUCACAGUGGCAUUGGUUUCACUUUCUUUUGCCAUUGGAAAGUACCCUUAUAAACAAGCAGUGCCAUUUAUGAGGGAGCAAAUUCCCAAGUCUCUUGUCAUUCGCUUGGUUCUGUCUCUGUGAUCUUCACCCUCGUACCUUGGAAAAAGCUAUAAUUACUUUAUUCAGGAAGAUAGACACUGAUGGCAGGAGCACAGCAUUGGACUGACUGGCUUACCAUGAUCAUGGGGAAGGCAGAUGAUUUUUUAAAAAGCUAUAAUGAGGGCUUUCCUGGUGGCGCAGUGGUUGAGAAUCUGCCUGCCAAUGCAGGGGACACGGGUUCGAGCCCUGGGCUGGGAAGAUCCCACAUGCCACGGAGCAACUAGGCCCGUGAGCCACAAUUACUGAGCCUGCGCGUCUGGAGCCUGUGCUCCGCAACAAGAGAGGCCGCGAUGAGGCCCGCGCACCGCGAUGAAGAGUGGCCCCCACUUGCCGCAACUAGAGAAAGCCCUCGCACAGAAACGAAGACCCAACACAGCCAUAAAUAAAUAAAUAAAUAAAAUGUUAUAUAAACAAAUAAUUAAAAAAAAAAAAAAAAAAAGCUAUAAUGACUCCUUCAGACCAGCCAUUAACAGAUAAUGUUGAAAGGUUCUGGACUCCGUUACAGACUUCCAAAAUGUCAGUUCUGAGAUUCCCCUCCAGGUGGCCAGUUGAUUUUUUUCUGCCAGUGUUUCCCACAGCUUUAAACUGUCCUAAACUGACAACUACCUCAGUUGGCAGCAAAUAGACAUAUAGCAGAAAGUGAAAAAUAAGCAGUAUUUGGACAGAUGCCAUGGGUUAAAGUUGAUUUAUAUUAGGAAACCUUUCUAUCUUUGUGAAUUAUGUACAUGGUAACAUUUUAUCUCUCUACAAAGAACUGUUAAGACCUCUGAAAUUUACUAUUUUUUGCCUUAUUAAUAGAAAUCGAGACUUAGCAUAUUGGAGCCUAAGCUGAUUCGAAAAAAUAAUUUGGCUGUACAAAUGGUCUCAGGAUUCCCUGGAGACUUUGGUGCCUUCCCCAUAUAACUACUUAGGGACAUGGUUGCUUGCCUCCAGUGUGACUUUUCCUGACUCAUGUCUUUAUUUCAGCGAGAAAGCAUUGUGAAGUAGAGAAAGAUUCUUGUCUUUUUCUGUUUAGUAAACCCCUUGUGAUAUACAGUUUCCAUCUCAAGAUGAGUUUUUCUCACUGUGUUUGAAUUUGGGAUGAGUAAAAUCAAACUCGGUUUAUUACUCCCUGUCUGGUAGUUGGAGAACUGAGCUGUAGGCAGUGGCAAUGACAAUGGGUCCUGCAGCAUGAGAGCUGCUCUCAGACAGUGAAGGACGGUGCCUCUGGUGUGCUGUGUGUCCUUGCCCUGUCUUCCUGUGUGGCUCUGCCCCAGAUGCUUCAGAGCCUCUGUGUGCCUGGAGAUUGCUUGACUCCGUAAACCUUCUUUAGGAGCUGUUCUUGUCUCCCUUUUGGCCACUUAGUCUGCUGGCUCAGUCACUACUUGAAGCCCCCAUUUAAUUUUCAGUUACAGCUCUUGCAGUUUCAGCAUAGUCUCGUCUCUCAGACCGAUCUCAUCAAGAAGGAUUGAAAGGAUAACUGCGGAGUGAGCUGGACAUUGGAGCCACGUCUGCUGCCAUUUCAGCAUCUUGCUCGGCAAAUAUCAAGCUAUAAAUUGGCCCUAGAGCUCAGGGUCCCAUCAGCAUCAGAAAUCUAUUGCCCCUAAUGGGUCCGACCAAGUUGUGUAGAGCAUGACUCCCAUUAAUGGGAAUACAAGAGCCAACUGGCCUAAAACAUUUCCCCUUCACUUUCCCACUCAGAUUACUUUCAGAAGACCUGUGGAACCAAUGACUGAUAAUAAGGAAAAUUUAGCAACUUUGAUAUCUUCUAAUAAGAAAUUCCUAUCAGCCACUUCAUCCCACCAAAACUAGUUUAUUUCUCCCCCCAAAUUCAUGACCUUUAUGUUGGUUACGGGAUUUUGCUGAUGAUAGACUUUGAGUCCCAGUGUUCCAUUUUGUGCUAAUACAUCCCAUUUUAGGGCCUAGCCCUCUCUUCAUUGACUGUGUUUCCUUCAACCCAAUCCCCACUUUGCAUAUACAAUAGAGAGUUGAUGAAUGAAAGGACCCAAAUAGGCCAGGUAGUUCCCCCAGGCCCUGAUAUCCAUAAAAGGCUUGGGAAUGGAUUAUGCAGUUGCCCUCAAUCUUUUUGUUGUUCCAGAAAAAACGAUGGGCUCAGAUGGAUGCCUACGUAAAAAUGGUUCCUAGCUAUGUACUCAUAACUUUUCUCUGAAUUGAGUAGUGAAAGUUGAAGUACGAGAAAAGGAAAUUAAAUGUCCUUCUAGUAUUCCUUUGGACUCAGGUCUGACAUAAGAGAUAAUAAUCUAUAUUGAAAUGCCAAGAAUUUUAUCUGAACCAAGGAGAGGACAGUUUGACAGAUUUAUUAUGCCUUCAUGUUACAUAGGCACUGAAACCAAGUAAUAAACAUAAAAUAGCCAUUGCACAAGGCAAAUGCACCUAAAACCUUUUGUUUAUGUUUUGAUGUAGCAGAAAUUGAUUUUUAGGGAAACCUAUGCAAUUGUGGUGUUCCAGGGGUAUCUCUUGGUAACUUAGCUUAUGGAUUCAGUUGCUGUUGAGUUGGAUUCUAGACAGUUAUUACCCUGAAAAGGGAGUUUGGUGCCUUAUAUGAUGGGAGCCAGAGCCUGCUGGGAAUAAACAAAGCGGAUUCACACCAGUGUCAAUACACAGCUUUAGUGGGGAAGGGAAUGGCACACAGUAUCCCCAAAUUUGGGGCUUUUGUCUCCCAUACCGCCCGCCUAUGUGUCUCAUCUUCCUUUUCACACUCUUGACAAUAACUUGAAAAUGGUGAAACCACCUUCUCUGAAAUUUUCUACAGCAUGGACAACAUUCUUUUCUUAUUAACAUAAUAGAUAGCUCAUAAUUUGAGUGUUAGAACUGUUACAGCCUGCAGUUGCCUCCCUUUAUCAAGUUUCUAGAAUUGAUGGUGAAAUAGGGAGUUACUGGGUAAGUUUUAGCCUGUGGGUAAUGCCUUAGUGUUAUUUUUAAAAGAUUGGUCAUUUAUAUUUAAAAUAAGUUCAUGAAUGUUUGAAAGCAACAAAAUGAUCAGGGAUGACUCUUUGCCAUGGGUCUCACUUUCACUUUCCUGUAAGAAAAGACGACGUCUUAUUAUAUAUUUUUUCAUUUUUAUUGUACAAGUUUGUAAGUAAUCCCAAUUUUAAUAAAGUUUUAUAGACUAUA